GAGGGGGGGGAGAUGGUUGAGUGAGAGGAGAGUGAGGAGCAGACUGGGGAAAAGGGACUGAGCUUUCAUCUUUUCCCCACCUCCUUCCUCGGUUUCGGACGGCCCCUCACUGCCUUGUUUCCAGCACUGGGACGCAGCGAUGCAGAGGGAGCGGGAGGAAGGGGAAGCCCAGCCUCGGGGAAGGAGAGGCCGACACAGACCAGGCCGAGAGCAGGAUCCCGACGUCCGGCUGUCCAAGGCUCUCUCAUACGCCCUCCGGCACGGAGCCACUCAGCUCGGCCUGGAGUUGCAGAAAGACGGAUUCCUGCCCGUCGACGCCAUUCUGCGACACCCCCAGUUCAGGCGUUACACGCUACAGGACGUCCAGCGGGUGGUGGACACAAACGACAAGCGGCGGUUCGCCCUGCACACGGACCCCGCGACUGGCUCGCUGCAGAUCCGGGCCAACCAGGGGCACACGCUGCAGGUGGAGGAGCUUGAACUGACCCCGAUAUCCCUGGGCGGUGGCAAUCUCCCAGCACAGGCUGUCCACGGGACCUACCUCCGCCACUGGCCCCUGAUCAAGGCGCAGGGGCUGAGGCGCCAGGCUCGCCAGCACAUCCACCUGGCUCCGGGACUGCCCGAGGACGGCAGUGUCAUCAGCGGAAUGAGGAGCAGCUGUGAACUGGCGAUCUUCGUCGAGCUGGAGAAGGCUCUGAACGAUGGGAUACCGUUCUAUCUCUCCACCAACCAGGUGAUACUAACUCCUGGCAACGAAGAUGGGGUUUUACCCCCAAAAUACUUCCAGAAAGUUCUCCAGUUAAAACCAACCAGGCGAUUGCUUCCCCUGCAGUGAGAAGCCUCAGACUGCGCAUUGUGUACCAGCAGUGGGGGACAUCUGGACUCUAAAUGCAGAGAGAGACUCAUCAUUGGGUGCUGGCCACCACUGUAGCAGCAGAAACAACUGGAUUAUUUUGUCCUCUCUCUCAGUGCAAUAUACAACUACUGUGU
Mobula hypostoma (lesser devil ray) is the source of this 990-nucleotide messenger RNA. RefSeq names its product tRNA phosphotransferase 1 (gene trpt1). NCBI's taxonomy places the organism in Eukaryota, Metazoa, Chordata, Chondrichthyes, Myliobatiformes, Myliobatidae. The transcript has 7 exons. The coding region runs from base 140 to 835 and encodes 231 amino acids. The record is from RefSeq and is a predicted model, not a curated record. Gene Ontology annotation, molecular function: tRNA 2'-phosphotransferase activity. Gene Ontology annotation, biological process: tRNA splicing, via endonucleolytic cleavage and ligation.